AUGGACGGAACGACGUGUUUAAAGGCUCUGCUGCUCGCUAUGCAGCAGUACGAAGCCGGCAGGACCGCUCACUGUGCGGCGCAGCUCGUCAAACAAGUGGAGGAGGUAUCCGCCCUGAAAUGCGAGCUACUGCUGUCGUCGGGUCAGCCGCUGCCCAACGAGUGCGUCCGCGGGCUGGCCGAGCUCACCGGAAGUGCCACUACAUGUCCCACCGUGGCUGCCGCUAUCCUGUCCCUCCUGGCGCAACUUGCGUGUGAUGACGACAGCAAGAAGAUACUUGACUGCAACUUGGACCUAGUCGGCAUCCUGGCUUCACUGGUGUAUCGCUACAGCGCCACCCCGGCGGACCCUCUGGUACUACAGAGUUUGCAGCUGCUGCAGAAGCUGACCUACAACACUCGCGUCUUCCCGUCAUCGAGCCACGUUUACAAACUCAUCGACUUUCUCAUGGUCAACAUCCAGUCGCACAGCGAUGACAUCAUGCUGCCCUGCCUCGGCCUGAUGGCCAAUUUGUGUCGGAAUAACUACGCCGUUCAGAGUCACAUCAAGUCUCUGGACAACGUGAAGUCUUUUUAUCGGACCCUGAUCCACUUUCUGGCCCACAACAGUCUGACGGUAGUGGUCUUCACCUUGUCCGUCCUGGCCAGCCUCACUCUCAACGAGAAGGUCGGCGAGAAGCUCUUUGAUGCCAAAAAUAUCCAUCAGACCUUCCAGUUGGUCUUCAACAUCAUCGUGAACGGCGACGGCACGCUGACUCGAAAAUAUGCCGUCGAUCUCCUGGUCGAUCUAUUGCAGAACCCCAAAAUAGCUGAUUAUCUUACCCGGUACCAGCACUUCUCCGCUUGCGUGUCUCAGGUUUUAGGAUUACUGCAGUUGAAAGACGCCGACUCGGCAGCCAAGGUUCUGGAGCUGCUCCUCGCCAUGUGCGCCGUGUCGGGUCUGCGCCCGCAACUCUGCCGGGCUUUGUUCAAACCGGCGGCGGCGCCCAAGCUGAGAGCGAUCGGUCGGAGGCAGGCGGAACACAAGGCCGAACCCGGGCCGGCGUUGGCGCAGUGGCUCGGCUCUCCGGUCGGGGGCGCCGAAGCCUGCUCGCUCAAAGCGCUGCGGCUGCUCGACCAGCUGCUGGAGGAGGCGUUGGGCGCCGACGGCGAUCCCGACGACGCGCGGAGCUUUGUGGAAAUGUUACUGCCCGUUCUGCUGGACUUUGUAAAGGGUGCGGACAAUAACUUGAGACAACACUGCGAGCGUGUCACGCACGUCAACGACGUGCUCCUCGUCAUGUGCGGCGAAGCCACCACGCGGGCGCUGCUUUCGCACCAUGUCAGCGCUCAGCUGUGCCUAUCGCAGGUGGAGACGCUACUGGCCGGUUGUCACGGCGACAGCCCCGCCGCGGACGACGCCCUCAGUCAGGUGUGCGCUGAGGCCCUGCUGGGCACUUUGGAGCUGAUGAGCAAACUUCGCCAGCAGGUCAAAGACAUGGAGACCAGCUUCUACCGGGCGCUACAGGACCGGAGGAUAGCCACGCCCCUCGCCCUAGCCCUGACGUCGCACCACAGAAAGCGCGUGCGGACCGGUCUGGCUCUGCUCUUGGAGGCCACGCCUCUCCCGGACUUUCCGUCGUUAGUCUUGGCGGAAAGCAUGGCCGCCAACAACGCUUACCGGCAGAAGGAAGCCGAGCUGUCCGUCAAGCGCGUGGCCGUGCGGGACGUCCCUCCCCCUGGGUCGAACGCGUCGGCUUCGUCCAGCGGCGUCCACAGCCUGGCGGAGAAGCUCCACAAUGACUUAGAGGAGCGGGCCGAGGACGCGCACGUGUCAGACAUCAUCGACAUGUACGAGCAGAAGAUCGCCGCCCUCGCCUCCAAGGAGAGUCGCCUUCAGGACGUGCUGGAAGCCAAGGCCGUGGCGUUGUCUCAGGCCGACCGCCUCAUCGCGCAGUGUCACUUCCAGCAAGCGAGGGCCGAGGCCGAGGCCCGAAAGCUGGCCGGUCUGCUGAAGGAGGCGGAGCGGCGGCGCGAGGAGCUCCGGGCCGAGCUGGGCGCGCAGCUGGAGGAGGCGCGACGCUCCGAGGCCGACACGGAGGAGCUGCUGAGGCACAACGCCAGACUGCAGCUGGACUCGGAGGAGCACCAGGCUCUCAAAGCCGCCUACAACUCUUUGCUGGACAGGUUUAACGAGAGCGAGCGUCUGCUGAAAGAGCUUCAGACGGCUCACGCGGACCUCAGCAAACAAUACGAAACCCUGAAGAAGAACCAGCAAACUCUGCAGACGCAGCACGACAAGACCGUGUCGCUGUUGCGAGAAAAGGAAAAGGAGAUCACGUCGCUGCGUUCGGACGUGCGUCUGAAGGACCAAGAUGCAGCAGCUCUGCGCGGCGAACUGCGGGCGGCGGCGGACGAACGGCGGGAGCAGGAGCGGCAGAAGCGGGAGCUGGAAGACGCGCUGGACGCUCUGAAGAAGGAGCUGAACAAGACGGAGCAGGCCAGGAAGGACGCUAGCAUCAAGGUGUCGUCUCUAGAGCUGCAGAAGAGUCAGUUGGAGGCCAAGCUGAAGCAGCGCGAGGACCAGCUCGGCAAGCACUCGGCCAUGAUCGCCAUGAUCCACAGCCUGAGCGGCGGCAAGCAGAACGAAGUCAAUCUCUCGCUCUGA
Messenger RNA from Nerophis lumbriciformis (worm pipefish), 2646 nucleotides. The record is from RefSeq and is a predicted model, not a curated record. NCBI's taxonomy places the organism in Eukaryota, Metazoa, Chordata, Actinopteri, Syngnathiformes, Syngnathidae.